GACAUAUCCCUGACAUGACAUCUUCAUGUUGGAUAUUAAGUCUAGUCCAAAAAAUUCUUUCUUCUUAGCUCCAUUGUUCAUAAUUCUUCCUUUAAAGAAAUGAAAAUGAAAAAAACGGUGCUAGGAAAGAGAGAAAGACUUUGGUUUCUCACAUGAAAAAGCCUUGUUUCUCCUUGUUAGAACUUAAAAGCCACCACCCUAAAUUCAUAUUGUAGUUUCUAUCCUUUUUCUAAAAGCAAGUUGCGAAUUUCAACUGCAAAAAGGAUCAAAAGCUUCAAAGAAAUGGCUUGAUUUCCCAUCUGGGUUUUUCUUAUUCCUUUCUAAGCGCAAUAAAGCGCAAUCAUUUUAUCACUUAUUCUACAUUUAAGCAUGGUUUUUUUCAUACUUAAAAUAUCUUCACUUCUCCGAAGAAACAACCCAAUGCCAUCUUUUAAUUCUCAAAAUCUAUUCCUUUAUCAUUCAACUAGCAAUAAAGUGGAAGAACUUGCUUCGUUAGUGGAGAACUGUAAAGAUAUUGCUUCCUUGAGAAAGCUCCAUGCUUGUGUUUUAACUCAUGGGCUUUGUCAAAGUACUUUUCUAGGCUCGAAGCUUGUAACUUGCUAUCCAAAGUUUGGAUUUUUAGCUGAAUCAAGACGGAUUUUUGAUAGAAUUAUCAAUAAUAAUCUCUUUCUUUGGAAUUCAGUCCUUGUUGGGUAUUUUAGAAGUGGUCAAUAUAAUGAAGUUCUUAGGCUGUAUUUGAAUUUGAAGCAAAAAAAGAUUGGUUUAAAUACUUCAGCUGUUACUUUUGUUUUGAAAAGUUGUGUUGAAAUGGGCAAUUUUGAAUUUGGGAAAGGAGUUCAUCUUGAUGCUUUUAAGUUUGGGUUAAGUAAAGAUGGAUUUGUGGGGUCUUCACUUAUAGGAUUAUAUUCAAAGUAUGAAGAUAUGGAUGGUGCUUCCAAAGUGUUUGAUGAAAUAGCUGAAAAAGAUGUUGUUGUUUACACUGCAAUGAUAACUGGAUAUGCACAAGUUGGCGGUCAGCUCGCCUAUGAGGCUUUUGAAUUUGCUUGCCGCAUGCAGGAGGAAGAGAUUGAUCCCAACAAGGUGACAAUGGUGAGUUUGUUGCAGGCAGCAGCAGAGUUGGAAGCAUUGAAAGAAGGCAGGUCGAUCCAUGGAUAUGCUAUUAGAAGAGGGAUUGGUUGUUUGGAUGAAGUAUUUGAGACAAGUCUCAUGGACAUGUAUAUUAAAUGCAGGGUACCAACAAUGGCUGCAUGCAUUUUUGAAAGAAUGAAGAUAAGAACAAUUUGUUCUUGGAAUGCUAUGAUAACUGGAUAUCUUCAUAUGGGGCUGCCCUUGGAAGCUUUGGGACAUUUUUGUACGAUGGUACAAGAAAAUGUUUUUCCAGAUUUGAUUAGCUUAGCCAAUGGGAUUUUCUGUUGUGCUGAUUUGAAUUAUUUGAGAGAAGGCAAGAGUAUUCAUGGUCACAUUAUUCGGAUAGGUUACCAGCUUGAUCUAGUAGCGACUACUGCUUUGGUCGAUAUGUACUCCAAGUGCCACAAUUUGAUCCAAGCUAGGAAAUUAUUUGAUGUAAUGGAGACAAGAGAUGUAAUUUCGUACAAUGUCAUGAUAGCAGGUUAUAUUCAAAAUGAAUUUACUUCUGAUGCCUUGAACAUUUUUACUGAAAUGGUUGGAAUUGGUAUUAAACCAAACCUAGGUUCGAUCCUGAGUGUACUUUCUGCAUUGUCAGAGCUGAAGAAUGUAAGAGGAGGAAGGAGUGUUCAUGGUUACAUACUGAGACAUUUGUUUCAUAUGAAUACUGAAGUUGCCAAUCAAAUUGUCUACAUGUAUGCAAGAUGCGGUUGUAUUUAUGAUUCAAGGCAAGUCUUUGACCGGAUAAGAUAUAAGGACUUGAUUUCAUCGACUUCAAUGAUGAUGGGCUAUAUCUACCAUGGGCAUGCUGAUGAAGCCAUCAUAUUGUUCUGGAUGAUGAAAAAAGAAAGACUAGACCAUGAUUCUGUCACUCUGAUAAGUUUACUCCAGGCAUUCUCACAGCUUGGACAUCUAAGUCUAGCAAAGGAAGUUCACUGUCAUUUAUAUCGAGCUCUAAUGGAAAGAGACACGCUAUUAAUAAAUUCCCUGAUAACUACUUAUGCCAAGUUGGGAAAGUUAAAUAUGGCCAGAAAUCUAUUUGAGUGCACCACUAGAAGGUGUCUAACAUCAUGGAACACGAUGAUUGCUGCGUAUGGGAUGCAUGGGAACUUCAUAGAAGUUCUCAGACUAUUUGAUCGAAUGAAAAGGGAGAUGAUCAAACCCAAUGACAUAACCUUUACAUCAAUACUUACUGCUUGCAGUCAUUCCGGCUUGGUGAAAGAGGGUCUGCAAGUAUUUAACUGCAUGAGAGAAGAAUAUUGUAUAAGUCCCUCUGAAGAGCAUUAUGCAUGCAUUGUGGAUUUAUUAGGCCGAGCAGGACGCCUCGAAGAAGCAUAUGAUUUGCUUAAAUUGCUGCCUGCUAGACAAAGUGCGUUUGCAAUGGGUGCUCUGCUUGCUGCUUGCAGAACGCAUGGAAAUACAGAACUGGGGGAGGUUAUAGGAAAUUGCCUUUUGGAUUUAGAACCUGAGAACGCAAGUGUAUAUAAUUCAGUAUCAAAUUUAUAUGCAGAAAGUGGAAAAUGGGAUGAAGCAGCCAGAACAAGGAACAUGGCGAAGAAGAAGGGUUUGAAGAAGGCUGCAGGAUAUAGUCUGAUUGAACUAAAUCAGGGAGCAUUGAACUAUUCCAAGGUAAAAAAGCAAGAGCUGAGGGAGUGAUAAUCAGUAACAGAAAGAAUUCUAUUGUCUGUAAUCUAGUUACAUUGAGUGCUCUAUUUCCCCCACACAAAAAAAAAAAAAAAAAGAUGCUAAAGAUUUUCAAUAAUGAUUUUUCUUCACAGUCCUUGAACCAAGUUUCUUUUGUAGACAUUCCUUUGAAGUUUGAAUGCUAUAUAUCAGUAUAAUAGUAGUCUGCAAACCGAUUUUUGAGAGACUACUGGUAACAGUAUCACAGCAACAAACAACAUUUGGUUCAAUAAAAUUUCCUUGCAUGA
Molecule: messenger RNA, 3056 nt
Organism: Durio zibethinus
Lineage: Eukaryota; Viridiplantae; Streptophyta; Magnoliopsida; Malvales; Malvaceae
Product: pentatricopeptide repeat-containing protein At4g04370-like
Biological process (GO): RNA modification
Molecular function (GO): RNA binding; protein binding
Source: RefSeq, a predicted model, not a curated record